Perca fluviatilis (European perch) is the source of this 936-nucleotide messenger RNA. Its product is annotated as granzyme B(G,H)-like. The transcript is spliced from 5 exons. Gene Ontology annotation, molecular function: serine-type endopeptidase activity. The record is from RefSeq and is a predicted model, not a curated record. NCBI's taxonomy places the organism in Eukaryota, Metazoa, Chordata, Actinopteri, Perciformes, Percidae. Bases 22 to 765 code for a protein of 247 amino acids. Gene Ontology annotation, biological process: proteolysis.
CAGCUGGACUGUGAGCUCACCAUGUCUAUCCACUGUCAACUGCUAAUACUGAUACUUGCUCUGACUCUUGAUGUUCAAGGUCAUGAGGCUGUGCCACAUAGCAGACCCUACAUGGUGCUUUUGGAGCAGUACAUGCAGAAUGGUAAAACAACACACUGCGGUGGCUUCCUUCUGAAUGAGGAUUUUGUGAUGACUGCAGCCCACUGCCAAGCCAGGUCCUACACAGCCUGGCUAGGAGUUCACAAUGUCCAUAACAGUAAUGGAGUACAGCGUAUAUCUGUGGAGCAAACAUUUCCACAUGAGGACUACAAUGAAACCAAUUUAAACAAUGACAUAAUGCUUCUUAAGUUGAGCUCCAAGGCAAAAUUCAGCGCAAAAGUGAGACCCAUUGCUCUCGCAGGCCAAGAUGUUGUCUCUCUGCCAAAAUCAUGUAUAGUCUCCGGCUGGGGAAGAACAGACAAUAAUAUACCUUAUAUGUCUGUUGUACUCAUGGAAACCAGUGUAACACUGAUUGACAGUAAGCAGUGUCCUAAUACCAACUUGUACUGCUCUAAGGGAGAAACUGGACCUGGUAAGGGAGAUGGUGGUAUUCCACUGGUCUGUGAAGAUGGAAAGGCGUACGGGUUGGUGUGCUACGACUUCCGACCAGACUCAGGUGGCCCGGAAAUGAAAUGUUAUGCCAAAAUUCCUGACUACAGAAGCUGGAUUGAUUCAACCAUCGAAAAUGCAUUAAAAGGCAAUAUCAUGUUUUGUUUGGCAAGUUGAGUCAAAAGACUGAAAAUAUAUGAAUGUGAUUUGGUUCAUUUAAGAAAAUUACGUUUUUUUUUCACUUUUAAUGGUGCAAUUGUUUUUGUUCUGCUGCCGCAAAUUACAAAUUCAAACCAAGCUGAUGCAGUUUUUUCAAGCUAGACUUAAGUAUGCUUAAAAUCGCUUAAA